GCUCUGUGUAUCUAAUAAUUAGCCAUAGAGCGAGGGGAAUCCAUGUCAUCUCUCCUUCUCCACGCUGUCCAUUUUGGUUCCACCACUACUUGCUUUCCGCAUUCCUUUAUUCUUCUCUCGCUGCCACCACAACCUAUUGAUUUAUAUUUUCUAUCACUACUUUAGAUUUUCUUGCACCUUGUAGCCUCUCUCUCUCUCUCUCUCUCUCUCUCUCUCCAUGGCUGAUCUCUGUUCCUUGUGUCUCUUAGGAGUCAUGGACCGUCUUUGGUUUCACCAGAUCAUUCUCUUCUCAGAGUCAGAGUCCUCUACUGUACUAUUCCCUAAAACCCUUAAACAACAAACCCCACUCAUCACAGAAUCUCUUGUACACUUAGCAUCUAGCCUCUCUUUAGCAACUUCUCCUGAUGAAGAAAUAGAGGAACCUUCAAUCACUCUAGAGUUAAACAAUCAUAAACAAGAAGAAGAAGAAGAAGAAGGUAAGGUUAUUGUUGAUCAGAAAGAAAGGCCAACAAGAUUGAAUAAUCUUAGGAAACUACAGAAAUUCAUGAGCUGCAGGAGCUUGGGGGAGCUGGAACUGGAAGAAGUGAAAGGGUUUAUGGAUCUUGGCUUUAUAUUCAAGAAAGAACACAUAAGCCCAAGAAUGAUAAGUGUAGUCCCUGGUUUGGUGAGAUUAGGAUUAUACAAAAAUAAACACAACAACAAACUCUUUAACAGCAAAGUACCUGAAGAUGAUGAUAUACACACAGAAAAGCAAGAAGAAGCGGAAGGGAUAAUUAGGCCAUACUUGUCAGAGGCUUGGCUAAUAAAAAGACCCGAUUCACCACUAUUAAACCUAAGGUUGCCAAGAGUAUCUGCAGCUGCUGAUAUGAAAAAACACCUCAAGUUCUGGGCUAGAACUGUUGCAUCUGUUAUUCAACAAGAACCUUGAGAGUCUAGGAGAUCCAUAUGGUAGAAGAUAUAUACUCUCCAUUCUACUAAACAAUUGCUGUUUGCUGAUAAAGAAAGAUGAAAUGCCAAAAAUCGAUUACAGAUUUUA
This is a messenger RNA of Hevea brasiliensis (rubber tree), 1036 nucleotides long. RefSeq lists its product as uncharacterized. The transcript has 2 exons. The record is from RefSeq and is a predicted model, not a curated record. The coding region runs from base 218 to 928 and encodes 236 amino acids. NCBI's taxonomy places the organism in Eukaryota, Viridiplantae, Streptophyta, Magnoliopsida, Malpighiales, Euphorbiaceae.